This is a messenger RNA of Nicotiana attenuata, 1923 nucleotides long. RefSeq lists its product as uncharacterized. The transcript is spliced from 2 exons. The record is from RefSeq and is a predicted model, not a curated record. The coding region runs from base 255 to 1877 and encodes 540 amino acids. Lineage: Eukaryota; Viridiplantae; Streptophyta; Magnoliopsida; Solanales; Solanaceae.
UAUACUCUUGAUAUUGUCAACAACUAGGAAGAUAAGUUUGUCAAGGCUAGAAAAAUUAUUUAGUAUAUUAUAGUAUAUAUAUAACCACCACAUUAACGUUUCCUUGCACGAUUUAUCCAUUCAACUCUUAGCUUAUAAAUCAUAGCUAGUUCUUCCUUCACAUUAUUCAACUUUCUCAUUUGCAGAAUAUAUUUGUUGCUUGUCUCAUUUUAUCCCUUGCACUUCCUUCAAGUCAUUCCUUGAGAGAUUCAACUAUGGGGAACAGAAGUUCAAAUCUUGAUAAUGACAACAAUAUUUCACGUCCAAUUGAUACUCCAUUUAAGCUUCCUUCUCCAUUGCCCACUUGGCCUUCAGGUCAAGGCUUUGCUACUGGAGUCAUUGAUCUUGGAGGUUUAGAAGUGUCUCAAUUAUCAUCAUUGGCUAAAGUUUGGGCUACUCAAGAAGGUGGACCAGAUGAUCUUGGAGCUACAUUCUUUGAACCAUCAAAUUUACCAAAUGGAUUCUUUAUGCUUGGCUCCUAUAGCCAACCUAACAAUCUGCCCCUCUUCGGAUCAGUUCUUGUUGGAAAAGAUUCAACAGGAGACGCGCUAAAGAUUCCAAUUGACUAUACACUUGUAUGGAGUAGCGAGAACCUGGAAAUCAAGCAGGAUGGUGUUGGCUAUAUUUGGCUGCCAAUUCCUCCUGAAGGCUAUAAAGCUGUAGGCCACGUUGUAACAACGUCGCCUCAAAAGCCUUCUCUUGACAAAAUUCGUUGUGUUCGUUCUGAUUUAACUGAUGUGUCUGAGAGUGAUGAUUGGAUUUGGGGCAAUAAUGGAUUGAAUGUGUACUCAUCAAGACCAAGAGACAGAGGAAUCAAUGCUUUAGGAGUGUCUACUGGUGCUUUUGUGGCUUCAAAUAAUGGAACUGCAGAUUCAUUAGCUUGUUUGAAAAAUGUCAAAGCUAAUUUAUCUGCUAUGCCAAAUUUGGACCAAGUUCAAGCACUGUUUCAAGCCUACUCUCCUUUGUAUUAUUUCCAUCCUGAUGAACAAUAUUAUCCAUCAUCUGUCACUUGGUUUUUUCAGAAUGGAGCAUUAUUGUACACUAAAGGGCAAGAAUCUGCACCAGUUGCUAUUGAGCCAAAUGGUUCAAAUCUUCCUCAAGGUGGUUCAAAUGAUGGUGCUUUUUGGUUGGAUUUGCCAACUGAUGAUUCAGCAAAAGAUCAAGUCAAGAAAGGAGAUUUGCGAGCUACUACAGCCUAUUUACACGUUAAACCAAUGUUUGGCGCGACGUAUACUGAUAUUGCUCUAUGGCUAUUUUACCCCUUUAAUGGCCCUGCUAGAGCAAAAAUUGAAUUCAUGACCAUUCCAUUAGGGAAAAUUGGACAACACGUUGGCGAUUGGGAGCACGUUACGUUAAGGAUUAGUAACUUCAAUGGUGAGUUACAAGGUGUGUACUUCUCUCAACAUAGUGGAGGGAAUUGGGUAAUUGCUUCUCAGCUUGAAUUCCAAAAUGGUAACAAACCCGUGGCCUAUUCAUCGUUGCACGGUCACGCUUCUUAUGCCCAACCAGGGAAAAAUAUGCAGGGGAAUAGCAACAUAGGCUUAAGAAAUGACACGGCAAAAGGGCAGAUGAUGGACACUGGAGCAAACUAUUCAAUAGUUGCUGCUGAAUACUUAACAAUUGUUGAACCAGCAUGGUUGAACUAUGCUAGAGAAUGGGGUCCAAAAAUCAGCUAUGAUAUUGCAAAUGAACUCGAAAAAGUGGAGAGAUUUUUGCCAGGGAAACUGAAGAAGGCUGUUGAGAAACUUGUGAAAAGUCUACCAAAUGAGGUGUUGGGUGAGGAAGGACCAACUGGACCCAAGUUUAAGGACAUGUGGAAUGGUGAUGAAAGGGGUUAAAGUUAAACAUGGUAAAUUAUCGAUUAUGAUAAAUUAAAAAAAAAAA